AUGUCGCCAAUAUCGGGUGUCUAUGAUAAUUUGGCGACUAGUGUUCAUCAACAACCAAAACAAAUGAUAAGAAGUGCUUCGAAUAAGUUGUCUGUAUCGAAUUUAACAUCUAACAAUGAAAAUUUAAAUAUGUUCAUAAAACGAAAAUCUAUUCCAUUUGACGAACAAGAGCAAUCAAAACGUCGCUAUACAGUCACAAAUAGAUUUAUUCCAGAAACUAUUAUACGCUGUUCAGUAAGUAAUCAAGCAUAUGAAAAACCCAUGAUAGGGAAAUUUUUAACAAAUGAAAACAUUUCUAAACAAAAACAACAAACAAAUCCAAAAUCUUAUCGGAUACCAAUAUCAUCAUCAAAUAUGGAGAUAAAGUCAAUGGAUUUUCGUCCAUUAAUUGUUAAUGGACGUCGAAAAUUAAAUGGAAUCCCACUGCAGCCAUCAUCAUCAUCAUCAUCAUCAUCAAUGAUUAUUAUUAAGAAGAAGUCUCCAUCGCCUAUCAAUAGUACCUCAUUCAAUCAUAAACCAUUGACUCGGUCGAUUCCAGUAGAUAUUAUAAAUAGCGAUAUGGCAAUCGUUAUUAGUUCUGCGAUACCAUCAUCUUUAUCCUAUUCUUCUUCAUAUUCUUCUCCGUCGUCAGCUUCAGCGUCAUCAACAAAUGCCGGAACCGUUUUCUUACCAAUCCAAAUAACAAAAAGCCAAAACAACAAUAAGAACUGUAGUCAAAACAACAGUAGCAAUAUUAUACAUAGUACCAUUACUACUAAUACUACUACUACAAAUGAAGGUCAAAAGGGUUAUCGUUAUGUUCAAAAACAACCCGAACUACAAAACUCAUUUGCAUGCUUAAAAACAGGAAAUAGAAUUUAUUUGAAUGUUGAUGCUGAUGAAUCAACAAGAAUUCCUUCUUCGUCCAUUGUUGCUGGAGAAGGUAAUAAUUAUAAAUCAAUUAUAACGAUGGAUUCAACUGUUCUUCGUUUAAUUCGUCGUUAUGAUCCAGUAGGUUCAAAUACUACUGGUAUUAAAGCACGUCGUACACUUGAAAGUACACGAGGCCUAUGGAAUACAUUUGCUUCAAAAAUAGAACCACCUCAACCACCCGCUUCUUCUCCAUUCUUAUCACGUCGAUCACUAACUACAUCAUAUGAAGAUGAAAUACCUGCAAAACAACCGUCUACACCACGCCUUCAACGUCAACAAGCAAUACAAGAAACGCAUGAGCCAGAAUCGCUUCCAUCAUCAUUGGCAAAUAACCCAAUAAGACCUAUACUUAAAUAUAGUUCAUCGAGAUCACGUUCUGAAUUUAUUGUUCAACCUCAUCAAAUUGAACCAUUAACUAUUGAUAUUGAAGCACAUGAUCCAUCGGGAAAUGAAAAUACAUCUACUUAUCAAUCAUUAAUUACAAUAGGAACAAAACGUGCAUGUUCUGCAUUGAGUAAAUCUGAAUGGGAUUUACGUUUACAACAAGAACAAUUUCCUAUUCAAUCACCUACACCAUCUUCGGUAGUUAGUAAUGUACAACAAGAACAAGAAUUUCAUCAACCAACGCUUAGCCGAAGUAAAAGUUCAACAGGUAUUAAUAAUCAUAAUAAUAAUAACGAUCAUGAUGAUGAUAUUGAUGAAUUCGAUGAAAAUUCAGCACCGAUUAUUAAUCAUGGUUCAUGUGUACAAAAAUUAACACAAUUAUUUGCUACAAAAUCAUCACUUAAUUUAACUAAUACACCUAUAAGUAAUCAACAUCGAAAAGACUCAAUAGAUUCAAAUUUUAAUCGACAUCUAAAUCUUAAUAAUAAAACUAAUAUAUCAUCGUCUUCAUCUGUUAAAUUAUCUCCUCAAUUCAAUCCAAAUGAAUCUCAACAACAAAUAAUCCAUAAACCAACAACUAUUGCCCAAGAUGUUACAACAACGAUACCGUUCAUUAGUGCAACAUCGUUGAUUAAUAGUCAAAAAACAAUUGAUAGUCCCAAAUCGGUUAGUCAUCCAAACAAUAGUGAUUUAAUGCCAUCAUCAGAACUUUCAUACGAUGCCUAUCGGUUUCGCCGUUUGAAUGAUCAAGAUUCGACAGUAGUUCGUCCAAGAAAUGUAGCUAAAGUUGAACCUUAUUCAAUAAAUACAAACACAGUUCGGUCACAAUUUCAAUCAACACCGUCAACUUUUCAAUCACCCUCAAUAUCAACGACAAACAUGACAACACCAGUCGUACCAACAAAACCACGUACGAAUCUUGAUAGUAUGGGAAAUACACCAACUAAUUCCUCAACAUCCUCAUCGAUUGGUUCUCUUGGUGGCAUAAUUCGUCAUCCAAAUAUACUUCAUUCAGAUUUUCUAACACCUAAUCCUAUAUAUCCAACGUCUACUUCUCAACCUCUAUCGAAUAAUUCUUUAUAUACAAAACCUUCAAUAUUAUCAGCCGAACCACUCUCACAGGAUUCAUUGCAACAAUUACCAACCGCUAAUAGUCCACCAUACAACGAACGCACUAUCGGCUUGACUUCAGCACCGAAUACUUUUCAACAGCAAUAUCCAUCAUCGAUAAAGGGAGAUUUUUAUUCUAGCAUGCAAAAUUUUUCACCUUCACUCAAUAAGAAUGAUUAUAGUUCACCCAAUUCAUAUUACUAUCGGCCUUCACUAACAACAGUAAAAAAUAAUAAUAAUAAUCAACACCAGCAGCAGCAACUGGAAAAACCAAAACGUUUAACUAUUGUUGACCAACAACAACAGCAACAACAAGAUGAAUUCAUUAAUAGUGGACAACAACAAUCUCGUCGGCGUUUUCAAAAACGUAAACAAAUGAAACGUUCAAAAAGUGUUGACUUAUAUCAAAUGUCAUCAUCAUUUAUGUCUCCAAUGCCUAGCAAUGAAUUAAAUAAUGUAUAUCGUCAACAAAAAUCAACAAGUCGUGAAUAUUUAGGCGAAAAAGAAAAUUUAUCAGCUUCAUCAUCAUCUUCGUCUUCAACGUCAAUAGGAGAUAUUGAACGUGUUAAUCGAGCUGCUCUACUUCGAUAUAAAUCUCUUGAUUCAAUGACAUUCAAUAAUCGAAAAUCAAAUGCCAAUGCAAAAAAUCACAGUAUCAUGAAUAAUAAUAAUAAUAAUAAUAAUAAUCGAAGAAUGUUGUCCAAACUAACAGAAUUUGAUUUUGACAGUGAUGAUUCUGUGUGUGGAAUACCAAAAUCCCGAAAGCUCUGUGCAAGUUCAAAAAACAUAGCAAGAUCGGAUGGAAAAUUGCUUGAUUCUUCAUUGCCCGUAAGAGAUCAACGUCAUAAUGUACGAGCAAUAUCUACAACUACUAUUGGUAAUGAUGGUACAAGUAUGGGUAUUACUAAUUCUGUUCGUAAGCAUGAAACUCCUAACGCUCAAACAUUUUCAAUGGUGGAAUCAACUCCUUCUACAACAAAACCAAAGUCUACAACAACAAAUGAACAACGAGAAGGAGCCGAUAUUGUUCAACCACAACAACAAUCAGGCAUAUCAUUUGCUGAAUCGCAAUUUUAUGCACGAACUUCUGAUUCACCGUAUUCAAAACGACAUCAUUUUAAUGAUGAAAAAGUUACCGAAGUUUAUUCAUCACCACAAGUUGAUGAUUCAUGUCAGGAUGUUAUGAAUGAUCUUGAUAUAAAUAAAGAUCAAUGGAUGAAUGAAGAAGUUAUUUCAACCGAUUCAAAUGAAGAAGAAAAAUUCGUACACAAUCAUGAAUUAUUCAUUGAUGAACCAGAAUCAGUUAUUGUUAAAGCUUCAUCACCUAUCGGAACAGUUCGACCAUUAUCAAGUACCAUUAUUAUUAAUCCAUUCGAACGUCUUCGUCCGAUGGAUUUCCAAAAUAAACAACGUCCAUCAGAAGAAUUGUCAUUACAAAUAUUUGAUCAGCCUUCGUUAUUUCCAACACCAGAUGAUUUACAUCGUGAAAAUUCAUUGAAGUCCAUGAACUUAAUUCGACCGCUUCGAUCAUCUAUUGAACAAAUGCUAGAUCAAUUAAAUGAAAAUAAUGAUUCAUCAACAUCAACAACUACUAAUCGUUCAGUACAUUUGCCUGUUGAGAAACAACGUGGUCUUUCUGAAAUCAUACGAAAACGUAAUAGCCGAUAUAAAGUUGAAGAUUAUAAACGUUCAAUUCAAAAGCCUACUACAUCUGAUGACCAGCAAUAUAAUCGUACAAUGCCGACAUCUAAAAGUGAUCAUGAAUUAAUGACAUUAUCAAAUAAUACAAUAUCAUCGUCAUUAGAUGGAAAUUCUACAAAUCUUCAUAAAACACAUUCAGUCGACUUGCCAAUGGAUAUUCAAAUGAGUAAUGAUGAACGAGUUAAAAUGUCUAUUGAAAGAUUAAAUUUAUUAUUAUCGAAAAGUGAACAAGUGGAACAAGAUACAAAUGCAAAUGAUAUUGAUGAAAAUAUGAGUGUUGCUGAUAAAAGAAAUUUGUUUGAGACAAUUUUAAAGGAUACACAAUUUGGAGGUACUUUACCACGUGCAAAACCUUUAAAAUAUGACGAUUCUUCAUUUGAAUUGCCGGUAACAAAAAAAUAUGCUAAUCAAAAUCAACGUUCGCAAACAGACAAUAUUCUUCUUAUGCAUCAUAAUAAUGAAAGUUCAUCAGAUAAGAAAACUGACAAUGAGGCAGCGUUCGACGAUGAAAUUUCUAAACUAUCAUUCAAAGAAAAAAUGACUUUAUUUAAUAAAAAGAAACCAGCUGGACUAACACCAACAUCAUCAUUGAAAAAGAAUCGAAAUCGACUUACUCAGCCAAUCACUGCCGAAGAAGUUCAAGCCGCAGCUAAUUUAACACCAUCGUCAAGUUCACAACAAUUAGAGUCAAAAUAUCCUGAUGAAGCAAUUAUGUCGAAUCCGGAAGAAUCAGAAAAUAUAAUACCGGUGAGAAAAAGACUUGAACAAUUAAAAGCAUUGAAUGAAAUGGCAUCGAACCAAUGUACGAAAUUACCAUUAGAAAAUUCAUUAGACAAACUACUACCAUUAACAGACGAACAAAAACAAAGUUCAACUAGUACACGUAAAACUCCAACCUUAAAAUAUAAUACAAAAACGGCAAAUACAGAUCAAAAACAACAUGCCAAAACAGUCGAUAUUGUUCGUCUUAAAACUGAUUCAACUGUUACAACAAAGGAUACUAAUGAAAUAAAUUCACAAGCGAAUAAAACCAGUAGUACAACAUUAUCGAAAUCUAACAACAAUAUAAUUUCCGUAUUAAAAUCCGAUACAAUAUGUGUAUUAAGACCAGAUGAUCAUCUCGAUGAUUUCUUUGCAGAUACAAGUAAAAACUUAAAUGAUGAACCAUCUGUUCCAUUGAAUACUGAUGAUCUUAAUCGAAUAGCUCAAAAUACUGUUAGAUUGCAACCACAAGGAGCUCGUGCUCGGCCUCCACGUCGUCAACAGCAGGGAGCAAAAAAUCCCCUGCGACAAAUUCAAGCAACAAUACCAACAGAAAAUGAAUAUACAGAAAUACAUACUAAUAUUUCUGAGCAAGAAGUACGCCGAUUAAAACGAGCACAAAUUGCUGAAACUGCUGGUGUUGCUCAAGAAGCUUUAGCAAAUUUAACUGCAGGAGAAAAUUUUGCUGAAAUAAAUUUACGUCGAAUAGAUCAGCCACCGAUAACAAAAUCUGGUUUUGAGCCAUACAAGGAAUUAAUGCUUAUUUUAAUAAAAGGACGUCGUCAAUGCGUCUUGCGUCUUGUUAAUCCAGCAUAUGAAUCGAUUAAUGAAGGUGAUUGUUAUUUAUUAGUGACACCGCUAAAAGUUUUUGCAUGGUUUGGUCGUUAUGCAAAUGUAGUUGAAAAAGCUAAAGCAGUUGAUCUAAUUGAUUAUUUAAAGCAACAUCGUGAUUUUGGUUUACGUAACGAAGUAAAAUAUUUUGUUUUGGAUCAAGCUAAAGAUGAUACAGAAAAUGAUAGUCAUGCAGAAUUUCGUGAUAUUCUACAAGGUGAAAUCGACGAUUAUAAGCUAAUAGAUUAUGUAACCGAUGAUGAUUUCUAUGAAACGAAUGUAACAGAAUUGAAUCGUGUUUAUCGUGUUGAAAAUGAAUCACUUAUACCAUUACAUGAUCUAUGUUUUCGUGCAUUAUCAAUUAAAAUGCUUGAUUCAAACGAUGUGUUUGUUUUCGAUUUUGGUUCGGAAUUGUAUGUUUGGAAUGGUAAACUUGCCGAUAAAACGAAGCGAAAUAUGGGCUUACAAUUAGCACAACAACUUUGGAACGAUUCAUAUGAUUACAGUGAAUGUAUUAUUAAUCCAUUUGAUCCUAUAGAUGAUAAAAAUGACCAAACUAGUCAAUCAGGUAUCAAACGACCAACAUGGUGUUUAUUUGGAAAACAAAAUCAAAAUGUUGAAACUCUAUUAUUUAAAGGAAAAUUUCAUGAUUGGCCAAGUGACUUUCAAGAAAUCAAAUCAAUCAAUGACACAGUAACUAACGUCAAUAAACUAUUGUCUACACAACGACCACCAUCAAUUGUUGAAACACUUAAACCAGCUGAUGUAUAUAAUAUGCUUUCUACACAAGAAAGUCCAGUGAAUAUAAUCCUUGAACAAGUUAAUUUAGGUCGAGGACAAUAUUGGUACGAUCCGAUUGAAAUGCGCGGCCAUCAGAUUCAAACCAUGGAUCUGAAUGUUUGGCAUGUUAGCGAUAAUGAACGACAUGAAUUAUCUCAAUCAAGUUAUGGACAAUUUUAUUCUGAAGAUGUUUAUAUUGUUCGAUGGAAAUACAAACUAAUUCAAAUUGGAAAUGGUUCAGCAUUAGAACGAAAGCCAGAUAUAGGUCGUGAUCGAGUUGCUUUUUGGAUAUGGCAAGGUAUUAAUGCUAGUCCAAAUGAAAAAGGUCUUUCAGCGUUGAUGACAAUACUUUUCAACGAAGACAAAGGACCUCAUAUUCAUGUUAUUCAAGAACAUGAAGAAGCCGCAUUUUUACAAUUAUUUGAUGGUGCAUUAACUAUUCAUUUGGGUAAACGUAAUCAAAUGAUACAGAAAAAUUCAUAUUGGCGUCUAUACAUUUUUCUUGGUGAAAUUGAUACUGAAACACAUUGGUGGGAGUUAAAUGUAAAUAGUGCUAAUUUCCGUAGUAGAACAUCGUUUUUAUUAAUUAAUAAUCAUGAAAAUUUGAUGUUACUUUGGCAUGGUUCUGCAACAACUGAUGAACAACAAAUGUUAGCUAGUAAAUCAGCAAUGAAAUUGCGUGAAAGAUGUCCCGAAGAAUUUCAUUUCGACGGCGAAUAUGAAGAUAUUGAGUUCUUUGAAAUGCAAGAAGGCGAUGAAAUCGAAUUAUUUUGGGAUGGCAUUAACGAACCAAAUCAUGAACGAAAAUAUCAUUCAUUAUUAAAAGUUCGACCUAUUCCAAGACUUUCAUCAACUAUGCGUAUAUUUCAUUUAUCAAGUCUUCAUGGUCCAUUUGUUGCUCAAGAACUUCUUUAUCCUCUUCGUUCUCCUGAUCAUAUCUCGCCAUUUCCAUUUACACAAGCUGAUCUAUACGAACUUCAUCAGCCAGCUCUCUGUUUGAUUGAUGCUGGCACUGAAUUAUAUAUUUGGCAAGGAUGGGUUGAUCAAUCUGAUGAUGAACUUGGCUUACAACUUUUCAAUGCAAAUUUAUUGGCACAUGGCCCAAGAGAUAUUCGUUUUACAACUGAACGUCGUUGUGCUCUGCGUACAGCUGUUGAUUAUUACAAAACCAAAACUGGUUCAUCCAAUGUUGACAUACCAUGUUUGAUUGUUUAUGCUGGUUUAGAGCCAAUUGAAUUUAUUAAUCUAUUCCCUAAAUGGACUGUAAAUGUUAAAGCUCGACAACAAAAUCAAUUGGAAGGUAGAAAGUUAAAUCAAAGAGAUUCAGUUAUUGAUGUACUCAAUCAGCUAUGUCGCGAGCGAUAUAGUAUUGAAGAACUUCAAAGUCGCCCAUUGCCAGAAGGUGUUGAUCCAUCAAAAAUUGAAUCGUAUCUUUCCAAUGAAGAUUUUCAAAAGGAAUUUCGUAUGACUAAAGAUGACUUUUAUGCUUUACCGUAUUGGAAACAAACCAAUAUUAAAAAGCCACUUGGAUUUUUCUAA
This is a messenger RNA of Rotaria socialis, 8019 nucleotides long. The record is from the annotation of a GenBank genome assembly. Lineage: Eukaryota; Metazoa; Rotifera; Eurotatoria; Philodinida; Philodinidae.